AGGUAGCAGCACUAAGUACCGUAACAAGGUGGUGUAGUCGUAUAACGAUGCGUAGAUUGGUUUUUUACUUCACAACGCAUUUCCACCACUUUGGUGUUCGCCUUUCAAAUACUCUCCGAGUAGUGGGGUGCAAGAAGUUCUUUUUUGUUCGAGGUGCCCCUCAAGCGCCGGCUGUUGGAAAUACAAAACUAAACACACGCUCGGUCAGAGUCAACAAGUGUACACGUGUAGUGAUGUAAGAUAUUAUAAAACGAUACAUAUUUCUGUGCUGCAAUAUUUAUGUAGUCACUAUCCGACUGUUCUAUGUAGGCAGAAGAAAAACUUUCGUUUUUAUCGAUGUGUUGAUGUUGAUGUCUCUCGUUACUGUCACGUGCCGGUAAUUUGGCGGCAUACAGCGCCACAGGCAUAACGGUCCCCCUUUAAGCUCUUUGUAUAUAAGUAAAGUUAACGUUCGUACAAUCGAAUCGCAUUUCGAAGAAAAAAAUCGGAAGCAAUUUAAACGGACUGUCGUUGAACAACUGUCAAAUCCGUCAAAGCUCGAGUUAAUUUAAUAAAUUCAAGAUGGAUAAUAAUUUCGAUGGAUGGUGUGUUCUGGCAUCUGACAGUGAUGAGGAUAUCAUUGAGGGAAGAUCGUUUGUCAUUUCUGACAGCGACGAGGACAUCAUUGAAGAUGUUGACAAAGAAGUUUUUGUAAUCGAAAGCAGCGGCAGCAGCAAAAACUGUUCCAGGAGUUUAACUCCAGAGAGACGUGCUGCAGCAACAAGAAAAUCUCUGUUGACGGAAGAUGCCAUUAGGCAGAGUAUUAAAAAGCAUAUCCUGUCAUAUCCUACUAACGAGGAGGAGGAUAGCUAUGUAUAUAGUCGUCUUGAUUCAACUAGUUGGAGUGAAGAAGAUGACGAAGUUGUACAGAAUAAUGCGAUUAAUAAAAAGACAAAGACUGAAGAAAGAUUUCAAGACAGUGAAAGAAUGAGCGUAGAUUCAAAUUCUGGGGAUAGCGAAAACGAAUCACACGAUAUUAGCAUGGCAAAGGAACGCAACAGCGAUUCCAGUAUUCAUUCACUCUACAUGAAUACAGAGGAUGAACCUAUAUCUUUAAAUAGCUCUUCAUCGGGUGAGAAUGAAAUGGAAUAUGAAGUUGCGAUAUCUCUAGCAAAACAAGAGAUUGGGGUUGGUAAUAUUGAUCCACUGGUCGCACAAAAGAGAGCCUUGUUAGUUUGUAAAAUGGAACAUUUACAGAAACAAUUGAGCAGGUCAAAAUUGUUGUUAGAAGCUGGAGACAUCGAUCUGUUACCGGACGGAGGUAGGGAAUUGCGCGAAAAUAUCACGAAACAGGAAGAAGAAAUCAAGAAGAUCACACUAGAAUUAGAAAAUACUCCGCUCACGCAGAAUAUUAAAGAAGAUGCGCAUGCUUUCGAGGAGGAAGUACAGUUUGUCAAUGAAGAAUUUUCUGAUAUUAUCGAUGUGGAUAAUAUACCGAUUAAAUUUAAAUCAUCCUCACAUGACAAGGAACUGAAUAAAAAGGCUCAAGCGGCUCUGGACAAAGAAUUAGCGUUGACGACCGACAGAUUGCAAGAUUUACACGGAUCUCUGAUAGCCAGGCCGUCCGAGGACGAAAGAGCCGAAGAUCCAGAGGGUUUGAACGUCAAGUUGAUGCCGCACCAGCAACACGCAUUAUUGUGGUUGCAGUGGAGGGAAAGACAGAAGCCUGCCGGAGGUGUCCUCGCCGAUGACAUGGGCUUGGGAAAGACUCUGACGAUGAUAUCAUUGAUACUUUCUGGUAUCACGAAUAAGGGACUGAAAGAUUCGAACAACUGCAGCGACGACGAAUGGGCAGAUUCCAAGACACCAUUGCAUCAUAAGGGAGGCACGCUGGUGGUCUGCCCAGCAUCGUUGUUGUCGCAAUGGGAGAAAGAGAUCAGAUGCAGAUGCAAGCGAGGUAUGCUCGCGGUUGAGGUUUAUCAUGGUAGCAACAGAGAGAACGUUCCUAAAAGAUUGGCAAGGAACGACGUGGUGAUCACGACAUAUAAUAUUCUGUCCCGCGAAUUCAAGACCAAAGCCACAACUUAUAAGAUCUAUUGGGAGCGCGUAAUACUCGAUGAGGCGCAUGUGAUUCGGAACCAUAAGAGCAAUGCGGCAGAGGCGGUGCACGGCUUGGUGUCCAAGAAACGAUGGGCUCUCACCGGCACUCCUAUUCAGAACAAGGAGCUAGACCUGUACUCUAUAUUGAAGUUUAUAAAAUGUUCCCCUUUCGACGAUAUACGGGUCUGGAAGCGAUGGGUAGAUAAUAAAAACACGGCCGGUCGUCGAAGGCUGGCCACCCUGAUGGAGACCCUGAUGCUUCGUAGAACGAAACAAGGGCUACAGGCGAAAGGCAGUCUAGCCAGCUUGCCCGACAAAUGUGUAGAAGAGGUGUUGGUGAAGUUAGAUCCGCAGGAGCAGUUGGUGUAUGAAAAGGUUCUGAUUUAUUCUCGCACUCUGUUCGCUCAAUUUUUGGCCCAGAGAGCUGACAAGAAUCAUAUGCAUGAUUUAGCCUCGGGAAGAUAUAAUAAACCAUCGUUUCUUUCAAAUCCUAACAAGAAAACUCAAUUCACAAAAGCGCAAAAUAGAUUACUGUCGAUGCAUGCCGAUAUCAAAACGCACGAAAUCUUAGUUUUGUUGCUACGUCUGCGUCAAAUCUGCGUCCAUCCGAGCCUUAUUCACUCUAUGCUGGAUCAAGAGGACAUGCAGGAUACUGGGCUAACGGAUGCCGACUACAUAGACCCUAACUUGUUCAAAAUUGACGAUGUCGCGUUAAACGACGAAGAUGACGCGAAUACGAGUGGACAAGAGAUAGGUGUUGACCGUAGGGUAGCAGCCAAUGUGCUUACAUCUGAAAACCCAGUGUUUCAGAUCGAACGCGUCAGUUCUAAGAUGCAAGCGGUACUGAAAACAGUGAAAGAGAUUUUGAAGAAAGGCGACAAGUUGAUAAUUAUAUCUCAGUGGACCAGCAUGUUGAACAUAGUGGCAGCUUAUUUGCCCUCAUUGAAAGGUGCUACGUUCGAGCAGUUCACGGGCGAUGUUCCGAUAAAAAAUAGACAGGGUAUAAUGGACGCCUUUAACAACGCGGGUACCGACCCGAAGAUAUUGUUGUUGUCUCUCACCGCUGGAGGUGUUGGAUUGAAUUUGGUCGGUGGAAAUCAUAUAUUGCUAAUAGACAUCCAUUGGAACCCGCAAUUGGAGGUGCAGGCUCAGGACAGAAUCUAUCGUUUCGGGCAGAAAAAGGAUGUUUACAUAUAUAAGUUCAUCUGCAAGGACACGAUCGAGGAGCGCAUCAAGCAUCUGCAAGAGAAGAAGCUAGAGAUAGCGGCAAACGUUCUCAGCGGUGACAAAAAUUCCACUGUCUCGAAGCUGACUCUCAACGAUCUCAAAUCUCUAUUCGAUUUAUAACGGGGAGUCUUUCUUGUCUAAAAUCAUCUUUUAAUAAAUAUUUUUAUGUAAUAUAAACUUUUCUAUGGCUGGUUGAAGUUGUCGAAAGUGUUAUAUUAGAAAUUUUAAAUACGAAGAAAGAGAUCUUACGUGAGUCUGGGAAUGUCUGUGGUGUACCAUGUUCCUUUGUUGGCAACGUUCUCGGUUGGCUAUUGACAUUUCUGUUGCCUCAUGUUACUGUACCGGACACCGUAACAGAAAUAUAUUCCGAGUCCUAUGAGAAGAAGCACCUAUGUACGUAUUGCUCUUAGAGCGAGAGCUAUACAAAAAAACUGAGAGUGGACAUAUUGAAAUAGAACUCAAGUGAACUGUGAUCAUAAAUUUAGUCCGAGUGUAAUUUUAGAUAUAAUUUAGAAAGAUCGGUAAUAAAACAGUGAAUUGUUAAAUAAUCUCUCACUGAUAUUCUGAUAUUAAUUUCAUUACAUCGUGUAUUACAAUCAUGUUACAAAAUUUUAUGUCUUACAAUUUAUCAACAAUAACAUGAGAAUGACCAAAGUACUAACGUCUUUUUUGCAAAAAUGACAUAAAUAUUGUAUGAAGGAAAUGUAUGCCGGAAAGGAGGGACAAGUGUGCAGCAAUUACAGUGUUCUAUAGUAAACGCAAAUACAAAUGUAACUCUUUUUGUAUAAGUAAUACAUUUAAUAUAUUAAUGUGUAAUAAUUUAUGCGUCUGUGAUUUUGUUGUAGACAAGAUUUAUAAAGAUUUGUUCUCAGCAUUACUGUUACCGAAAUAAUAAAAAAAAAACGAACAUACGUA
Molecule: messenger RNA, 4221 nt
Organism: Megalopta genalis
Lineage: Eukaryota; Metazoa; Arthropoda; Insecta; Hymenoptera; Halictidae
Product: transcription termination factor 2
Biological process (GO): DNA repair
Cellular component (GO): nucleus
Molecular function (GO): ATP-dependent activity, acting on DNA; ATP binding
Source: RefSeq, a predicted model, not a curated record